Platichthys flesus (European flounder) is the source of this 1022-nucleotide messenger RNA. RefSeq names its product haloacid dehalogenase-like hydrolase domain containing 2 (gene hdhd2). Gene Ontology annotation, biological process: dephosphorylation. NCBI's taxonomy places the organism in Eukaryota, Metazoa, Chordata, Actinopteri, Pleuronectiformes, Pleuronectidae. The coding region runs from base 41 to 820 and encodes 259 amino acids. The record is from RefSeq and is a predicted model, not a curated record. The transcript has 9 exons. Gene Ontology annotation, molecular function: phosphatase activity.
GAAGUCGCGGAGGUAAGCAGCUGCAGAAGUUCAAGGAAAGAUGUCGGGCAGACGAGCUCUGAAGGCCGUGCUCAUUGACCUGAGUGGAACUCUGCACAUCGAGGACACAGCGGUUCCUGGGGCACAGGAAGCACUGAACAGGUUACGUCAGGCGUCUGUAGCUGUGAAGUUUGUGACCAACACCACUAAGGAGAGUAAGAGGCGCUUACUGGAACGAUUGCACCGCCUCAACUUCAACCUUCAGGAAAAGGAAAUCUUUACGUCUCUGAGUGCAGCGAGGAGUCUGCUGGAGCAGAAACAACACCGACCGCUGCUGCUGGUGGAGGACAGCGCACUGGAGGACUUCACUGGAAUCGACACGUCAGAACCAAAUGCUGUGGUCGUGGGACUCGCUCCUGAUCACUUCAACUACCAAACACUCAACAAGGCUUUCAGCAUGAUUCUGGAUGGAGCCCCACUCAUUGCCAUCCACAAGGCUCGGUACUACAAACAGAAGGAUGGUUUGGCCCUGGGCCCCGGGGCCUUUGUGACGGGACUGGAGUACGCAACAGACUGCAAAGCUACUGUGGUGGGAAAACCAGAGAAGACCUUUUUCACACAGGCUCUGCAUGAUUUAGGCUGUAGCCCCGGUGAAGCUGUCAUGAUAGGAGAUGAUGCAAGGGAUGAUGUUGGAGGGGCUCAGAACGCAGGCAUGCUGGGUAUUCUAGUCAGAACUGGUAAAUACAGAGACGGGGAUGAGAAUAAGAUCCAGCCUCCUCCCCACCUGACGUGUGACAGCUUCCCAGACGCUGUGGAACACAUCCUGAAGAACCUGCUCUGAGCUACAAGCAGCAGCAGAACUAUAAAGCUUCAUUUUAUUAUACGAACUUAGACUUGAACAGGAAACACUGGAGCCGUCUGCUAUGACUGUAGGAGGCUAGUGGUCUUUAACACUGGAGAGAAAGAAGCUAUCAUCAUCCUUAAGACCUGAAAGUAUUCUCCUCCUUCGUUCAGAGAAAAAUAAACAACAAUCAUAACUUUAA